ACACAAACCGUUUACUUUGAUGAUGACAAAAUUUCACACCACUGUUCUUCCAUCAUCAUCAUCAGCAGCAUAUUCUCCUAUCCAAUCAUCUACUAUUAUCUAACCCUCUCUCUUUUCUUCUCAUUAUUCUCACUCCCAUCCCAUCAAUCCUUUAUUCUUCUUCUUCUUCACGCCAUGGAUAUCGAUCAAGUCGUCGACCAAAACUCCAACUGGUUCUUCGAUUACGCCUUCAUGGAUGAUAUCUCCGCCCUUGCUUUUACCUCGGUUCCUGCUCUAAGUACCGAGGUUGAAAGCUCGUUUAUCGAAUUUGAAGGCCAUAAGGGGACGGGAUCACGAAAACGGUUAAAGUGUGAAGCUAUCAAUGAAUGUGGAUCUAAAGCCGGCCGAGAGAAAAUGCGCAGAGAUAGGAUGAAUGAGAGGUUUAUGGAAUUGGGUUCGAUGUUGGAGCCUGGAAGACCGCUAAAAACUGACAAGACUGCUAUCCUUAGCGAUGCUAUUCGAAUGAUAAAACAGCUACAAGAUGAUGCAGAGAAACUCAAUCAGUCAAAUGCUGAUCUGAAUGAAAAAAUCAAGGAAUUAAAGGCUGAGAAGACCGAGCUACGUGAUGAGAAGCAGAGGCUGAAAGUCGAGAAAGACAAGCUGGAACAACAAGUUAAAUCCAUCAACGGCGGUCAACCAGGCUAUCUAGCUCAUCCAGCGGCCAUGCGGGCUGCAUUUGCUGCACAAGAUCAAGCUGUUGGAAACAAGUUGAUGCCUUUUGUUAGUUAUCCAAGUGUUGCCAUGUGGCAGUUCAUGCCAUCUUCUGUGGUUGACACAACACAGGAUCAUGUCCUUCGACCUCCGGUUGCUUGAUCAUUCGGGUGUGUUCUCUUAUUUCCUUCCACUUAAUGUGUGACAUUUGGUUGCUUUUCUUGUUCCUGUGGAGCUUGAAGAAGUUUGUGAAGUAAUAUUGAUGUAAUGUAUAUCUAAAAUGACCAUUCUGUUUGUACUGUGUGAUGAGAAUUUGAACUCUGCUAGUUGAUGUAAUAAAAUCAUAUUUGUGACCGUCUAAAUUGCCGUUUA
Helianthus annuus (common sunflower) is the source of this 1062-nucleotide messenger RNA. RefSeq names its product transcription factor ILR3. NCBI's taxonomy places the organism in Eukaryota, Viridiplantae, Streptophyta, Magnoliopsida, Asterales, Asteraceae. The coding region runs from base 175 to 852 and encodes 225 amino acids. Gene Ontology annotation, molecular function: protein dimerization activity; DNA-binding transcription factor activity. The transcript is spliced from 5 exons. The record is from RefSeq and is a predicted model, not a curated record. Gene Ontology annotation, biological process: intracellular iron ion homeostasis; regulation of DNA-templated transcription.